GGCUUUUGCGGGAGAAGGUUCAUGGUUAAGAUUACCAAAAACCCAAAUAAAAGCCCGCCGUCGCCCCCUGCUCGCUUUCGGUCGUGCCGUGGGGAGCGCCGGUUUCUGCUUGACAGCCUGACAGGAUUCCCCAACAUGUAAGAGUUGAUGAUAAUGCUUAUCACAUCGCUAAUAAUCGUUCAUGACUUGAGUUCUGUUAGUGCCUGCAGUAUGGAAAUAUCGGCUUCGUGGAGGUCAGCAAAAUCAAAAAGGUUAUUGCCCGCUAGGCAUCCGGACCAGCCGCGUAAGUCCAGAGGGCGGAUGAGCACAGUGAACAGUCUAGAGAGCCUCACUAUCUCAGGUACUGUUGCGUAUCUUUGCGCGUUUCAUUGGUUGACUUCACACAAGGGCCAUCGAGUCAAGGUCAAUCCCCUCCUCCUCCCGCCCCGUCUGAUCACUGGAGACCGCACUGGAAAUAAUGAUGAGACGAGGCGUGCCGAUGCGAAGGGCUCCCAGGCCGACCCGAACCGACCAACGAGGCUGCCCAGUGGUGCCGGCCAAGAGGGUCCACGCUCAAGGCUUUUCUUUUCGGCUUACGCUCUUGGCCUGGAUUCCUUCUCAUGCUGAGACGAUGGACUGUGCCUCAACUUACGGAUGUCGGAUGAUGUGAUUCUGAGUGUAAGAAAGGCGAAAAGAUGACGGCGGCAUCAGCCUAAAA
Messenger RNA from Colletotrichum godetiae, 697 nucleotides. RefSeq lists its product as uncharacterized. The transcript has a single exon. Lineage: Eukaryota; Fungi; Ascomycota; Sordariomycetes; Glomerellales; Glomerellaceae. The coding region runs from base 148 to 606 and encodes 152 amino acids. The record is from RefSeq and is a predicted model, not a curated record.